Angiostrongylus costaricensis is the source of this 783-nucleotide messenger RNA. The record is from the annotation of a GenBank genome assembly. Lineage: Eukaryota; Metazoa; Nematoda; Chromadorea; Rhabditida; Metastrongylidae.
AUGCAUGAGCCACUGCGACCUCCUCGUAGCAGUACGCCGAAGCGAACAUCGUCUUCUCUACAACUUACACCGGAUCUCAGGGAAACUACUCCAACAACAAUUAUGGAUGAAUUUCCAGUAUUCAAGCCUGUUCUUGACGACGCCUCCUCCACUGUAGACGACUCAAUAUCAGUAGCGACAUCUACAGAAGAAGACUCGAAUUUCGAAAUAGAAAUAGUUACAGAAGAGGACGAUUUGUUUUUGGCUGAUUUGGCUGAAGAAGCGUCGAUCAUCGAUGAUACUAUUGUUAGCGAUCGAAUAUACAAAAUUCUUAUGGCAAAGAAUGGAAAUAUAAUGUUCGUCGAUUUAUCGUCGUUGCUUAUGGUUGCCAACAUUCACAAUAAGGAGACCUUGAUUCAGGGGAAAGUAGCCAGUGUGUCUCUGUCUUACAAACUGAACAUGACAAGAUCAGAGGUCUACGAAAACCUCGGAAAGCGAGGGCGUGUCUCCAUAGAUGGUCAAGUUCCGGAACCACAAGUUAUUUUCACGGUGCAUCAACUGCUGGAGUCCAGUAUGUUGAAUAUAAAGCUGACUGUGAAAGGCUUAUUGGCGCAACUCGAUGAAGAAAUUGUUUCGCAUUUGGGUGCAUUUGUGUUGGAUCGGGAGAUUUCUGAGAACAAAAUCUGUUUGGUCAUGAAUUUGUUGGACUCCAGUUUUGUGAUCGUUGAUCGUAAUAGGAAGAAACCUCUUCGCAUAAAACUCAAAGAUUGUGUUAUAGAACAGGACGACGAUUACACAGAAUAG